This is a messenger RNA of Penicillium pulvis, 1194 nucleotides long. Its product is annotated as Zn(II)2Cys6 transcription factor domain-containing protein. Gene Ontology annotation, molecular function: DNA-binding transcription factor activity, RNA polymerase II-specific; zinc ion binding. The transcript has 2 exons. The coding region runs from base 1 to 1194 and encodes 397 amino acids. Lineage: Eukaryota; Fungi; Ascomycota; Eurotiomycetes; Eurotiales; Aspergillaceae. Gene Ontology annotation, biological process: regulation of transcription by RNA polymerase II. The record is from RefSeq and is a predicted model, not a curated record.
AUGGCGCUCGGUCGCGCUCGCUCGUUCCCCUCGUUCCCGGAAUCUCCACAGCGUAUCAUCAUUGGUCUCAUCGCGUUUCCGGGGGAUUUGGAACUUAUAUGCGUAUUUCUUGAGAUUCUGCGUAUUAACAUAGCUCUGGGAUGUCACAGUCUACUCGGGCCACAGGCAGUCGCCUGCGACGAGCGACACCCAUCAUGCCUCAAUUGCAUCAAGAAAGGGCUACAUUGUGACUUCAUUCAAACAAUCGAAAGCCCAAUAUCAACGGUUACACAUCCCGAAACACUAAAGCUCGAGCUCCUUCACCACUUUACCAUCUCCACUGCCAUCACAUUAUCUCCCGAUCUGCAGAUCCGAGACCUUUGGCGGGUCGUUAUCCCUCAAAUGGCCUUUACCACCGAUUAUCUUCUAGAUGGGAUUCUUGCCCUUGCAGCUCUCCACAUUGCACGCUAUAACAGCGGCCGGAGACACUACCUCCUCGCUUACGCCAUUGAACGCCAAUCAGCAUCUUUAUCUAGGGCUUUGCCGCUAAUACCCGGGGUGACGCCCCAAACCUGUAGCCCACUUUUUGUCUUCGGAGUAUUAAUGCUCUAUUUCAGUCUAGCACGCCCCAUCCAGGAGGAUGAUAUGCUGGUACUAGGAAACGGGGUUAUUCCCGAAUGGCUGUACCUUCUUAGGGGCAUCGAUACAGUUGUCAUGGCAGAAACUUCAAUCUUCUCUUCGCCUGUCUCCUUGAUCUUCAAGAGUACGUGGGGGAGUAUGGAUUACUGGAAGACCCAUACACCUGAAAAAUACCAGGUUCUUAUGGAGCUAGAGGAACGGUUGUGUGCUGAAGUUCAGACUGAUGAAGAACGACUGCCCACCUUGCAAAAAGCGAUCGAGGCGCUGAAACGAAGUUAUUCGUUCCUGUACAGUCCACACAUGAAAGACCAGGAUAAGUUAAGGGGGUUCUUUCAGUGGCUCUUUGAGAUAGAUGAUGCGUAUCUGGAAUUAUUGAGGAAUGGUGAUAAUGGGGCUUUGUGUGUGCUUGCUUUUUAUGCUGUGCUGGUGAAAAAUCUGGAGCGGUACUGGUGGGUUGAUGGCUGGGCGAUUCAUCUUAUUCGAGGUAUUUACAUGCUUCUGGAUGGAGAGCAUCGUCUGUGGAUUAGAUGGGCUAUAGAGGAGAUUGGAUGGGUCCCUGAGGCCUAUGCCCAUUAA